Scutellospora calospora is the source of this 266-nucleotide messenger RNA. The record is from the annotation of a GenBank genome assembly. NCBI's taxonomy places the organism in Eukaryota, Fungi, Glomeromycota, Glomeromycetes, Diversisporales, Gigasporaceae.
UAAAACACCUUUUGAUUGAUGAAAACUUGAAUAAAUUCACUGGAUUAGUUGAUGUGAAUGGCCAACAAGUAUCUUCUACUUUCUUGGUCUCAUCUAUCGAUUACCUUCCAUCAACAUUCCUCAAAGACGAUGAGCGUUGGGAAACAACAUCCCGUGCGAUAGUGAUCAUAGAUAAAUCUAUACAUGAAGAAAGUGGUGACGCAUCAUUAACCGUUUAUCCGCCAGAAAUUGUGAACAAUAAAGAUCCUAUAACGGUACUCCAAUGA